Molecule: messenger RNA, 617 nt
Organism: Phymastichus coffea
Lineage: Eukaryota; Metazoa; Arthropoda; Insecta; Hymenoptera; Eulophidae
Exons: 4
Coding region: 197-595 (132 amino acids)
Source: RefSeq, a predicted model, not a curated record
UAAACUGAAUACUAACGGAAACUAUCGCUGGUCUUUUAACGAGCCGACUGUAGAACCAAAACUUAAUCAUCCGUCGAGUCGUCGAGGGCUUGUACCGUGUAACCCUGAAAACAAAAAUUGUUACCAGAACUGCAACCAGUGCUGCAAUCAAGCAUUUAUUUGAUAAUUCAACAUAGUAAGAUUUGUCGAAUAACCGAUGAAGAAUAUCUUUGUUGCAUUUUUACUCAUUGGCUGUGACAGUUUACUUCAUAUCACAAUUGAAGCUCGAAAAAUUAAAACUAACAUGGAGGAGCACGGAUACGAUGGUAUACUUUAUGUUGAUCCGAAAACUAAACUUUUAGUGCCAAAAUUAAACUAUCUUAGUGUAAAUGCUGCAGACGAAUUAACAUUAUCCGGUCCAUAUGCGGACCUGUACUGCAAAUUACUUACAAGCGGAUCUAUUUUCCAUCAACGAUACUGGACAAAUUACUGUGAGAAAAUAGAACGCGGCAGGAAGAUUGAUUUGUGCUGCUCAGGAUAUACGUGUACUGAUUAUGGUCUUUUAUCUGGCGUUCGCGGCUAUUGUAAGAGAAAUCGCAAUAAAAAAAAUUUGUAAAAACUGUAUAAAGCAACGAAGC